UAAAAAUCGGUGUCAGAAGUCGAAUGUUGUAAAAAUUGAAUUACAAUAAUUAUAGCGCGUUAUCGAAGCAUGUUAUUAUUGCCUGACGAUAUUCAGUUUGCUUGGUUUUUUGCAAUGUGCACUUUGAAUAGGCACUUGUACGACAACAUUAUGCGACCGCCAUCUUACAAUUAGUUUCUCGUCAUUUCCAUCCGCGGUCGGACGGAGUACGAUCGGCUCCGUAUUAUUCGCGUUUUUUAACCGUUAGAAGUGAACACCGUAUCUAAAUAAGUGUUGGGAAUGUCGGGAAUGUCGGAAAAAGAUCGCGCAGAUGUUAUAGCGAAGAAUGUGACAGUGUGUGUCGAUAGUUUAACGAUAGUUAAUCGCGAUCUGUUAGUGCUCGUGUUUGAACGCGAACUUGCGCGGCUACCAUCUUUGUUUUGCGCAAUGUCAGUCCAAAUAAAGCAAAAUUCGGUUCUCGUUGUCCGCUUUUUUCCCGUCAAAGAUGGGUGUCGCGCACGAGUGAAUACCGGGAGUGCCGAAUAAAGUGACGCGCGUUUGUGAUAUUAUGUGAACAAGUGCUCGAAGAACGGAUCGGACCGGGCGAGUAUUGCAUCAAGGGAGGCAGCUACCCAAUGAGUUGGGAUACGACAGCCGGUUUAAACGAAAUGGAGUCAGGACAAUGGAACAUCAUUCUUGAUUCGAGAAAAAUGAUCAAGAGAAGAUCCAAGAGAAGGAGGUUGCGAAACGUCGAAUGCCGGUACAGCACAAACCGGUAGGCAAGGCCGGAUUUAGAUCGUAGGGGGCCCCUAAGCACUGGCUGUAAAGAGGGCUUUCUUAAUUUUUUCUGUCAAUUUAAUACUCGUAUGAAAUUAGUUGUAUGGAACCUUUGAGGCCCUUGCUGGUGCGGGGCAAUUGCUUAUAUUGCUUAUGCCAAAAUCCGGCCCUGAUCGUAGGGAGAUCUUAACAGGGAUAAAACAACUCUGUUGGAAUUUCCAGUGACUCCUAGUACUGAAUGUUCUCGUGUAUCAUCUCGGAGUUAUGUUUUUACACUUGAUACAGAUAGUUUACUACUUACAUUUGAUAAUGAAACAGAUUUUCGCAACUUUCACUCGCACAUACUGAAACUCAAAAUGGGAAAAGGCGUGUCAGCAUUUAAUGAAAGAACAGAAGAAUCCUCAGCGAUGCAAUAUUUCCAAUUUUAUGGAUAUCUCUCGCAACAACAAAACAUGAUGCAAGAUUACAUUAGAACUAGUACAUACCAACGGGCAAUUCUUGGAAAUUUAUCUGAUUUCAAAGAUAAAGUUGUUUUGGAUGUAGGUGCUGGUUCUGGUAUAUUAUCAUUCUUCGCUAUCCAAGCUGGUGCAAAGAAAGUAUAUGCAGUGGAAGCAAGCAAUAUGGCAAACCAUGCCGAGCUAUUAGUUGCAGCUAAUAAUUUAUCGGAUAAAAUAAUAGUCAUAGCUGGAAAAAUAGAGGAGAUUGAUUUACCAGAACGUGUGGACUGUAUAGUAAGCGAGCCUAUGGGAUACAUGUUAUAUAAUGAAAGAAUGCUCGAAACUUAUUUGCAUGCGAAAAAGUGGUUAGUUCCAGGUGGAAGAAUGUUUCCUUCUAGAGGUGAUCUGCAUAUCGCACCAUUUUCCGAUGAAAAUCUUUACAUGGAACAGUUUAAUAAGGCAAAUUUUUGGUAUCAAACAUGUUUCCAUGGAGUAGAUCUUUCUGCUAUGAGAAAUAACGCCAUUAAAGAAUACUUUAGGCAGCCGAUUGUCGAUACUUUUGAUAUUAGAAUAUGUAUGGCAAAAUCGGUGAGGCACAUAGUAGACUUCCAAACAGCUGAUGAGACUGAUUUACAUAAAAUAGAAAUAGAUGUCGAUUUUCAUAUACUGGAGAGUGGUACAUGCCAUGGUCUAGCUUUUUGGUUCGAUGUAGCAUUUAUCGGAUCGACGCAACAAGUAUGGUUAAGCACAGCUCCUACAGAACCUCUCACACACUGGUAUCAAGUGCGUUGCCUCCUGGAGAAUCCGUUAUUCUGUAAAAGUGGACAGCUGCUCUCUGGGAAAGUCAUUCUUAUAGCAAAUAAAAGACAAUCCUACGAUGUAACAAUAGAAUUGAAGCUCGAAGGAACUAAUAUGGACAGCAGUAGCAAUACCUUAGACUUGAAGAAUCCUUACUUCCGAUACACGGGUGCUGCGGCGCAACCACCUCCUGGUUUGAACAACACCUCGCCUAGUGAAUCCUAUUGGACAACUCUCGAUGCACAAGGCGCCCGACAAGCUGUGAACAUGGUGAAUGGAAUGUCGGUUAAUGGCCUCGGCGAAGUUUCGAUGGACACAAGUGCGGCUGUAAAUCCAAAUAAUUUGCUGGCAAUAGGAGGACAACCAAAUAUUCAUCCUGGUUCUAUCUCGAGUACGGGACGAGGCCGAGUGGGAGGUACAGCUACGAGCACUCAAGCGGCACAGUUGAUAGGCGGUGGAAUAACUCCGAAUAUGUUUACAUCACCUGCUACUCUUGGUGUUACUUUCCAGCAAUCGCUGGUCCUCGGCAACACUUCUCAUUAUCCAGUGAAUCCCAGCCUGAUGAUCGGUGACUACGUGACUCCGGGGAACGGCAUAUCGCCGCAGACGUAUCGGCAAUGAUCUAUGGCGAAAUCGUUUCUCGCCGAGUAUUCCCGCAAAGUAAAACAGUUACAGAACGAUCGUAAUAAUUGUAGCAGUAUUGGAGACACCGGCAGCAACAGUAAGCAAAGUCGCAAGCUGGUAUUUAGUUCCCCAGCCAGUAAGCCUCGACUUUCGUCCGCCGUGCGAAUUUUGAGCACCGUCGACCUGGCUAGCUUUAAUCCGGAUUUCCGCCACAGCAACGUUGCUUACUCGAACAAAAGUACAGUCGGUCCUGAGUUUGCGUUCGAUUGGACGUCUCCCGCACGGGAUAAGUAUCAAUGGGAGGCGCGUUGGAAAAGACUGCGAGCCGUCCUCUCGUAGUUGUCAUUAGUUUUGGCUGAUUUUCAUUUCGACGUUCCUCAGAAAAGGAAAAAAAGAAAAAAAAGAAAAGAUCUUCCAGAUCGACGUUGCAUGCUUGCCAAAUAUACCCACGUGAAAAUAUAAUAUUUUUUAAUGACAAUACAGUCGUCGCGCCGUAGUAUAGGCAUCACUAUUUUACAAAGUCUUGACACAAAUAUGCGAAACGAUAAUUUAUGAGAAAGAAAGUGAGAGAGAGAGAGAGAGAGAGAGAGAGAAAGAGAGAGAGAGAAAGAAUUGGGAAUGCGAGAUCCCUUUUGUUUUAAUUUCACUGAAAUAAUUUCGAAUAGGACGUGUUUUUUGAAAACAGGCGUAUUUUACUGAGCUGCGAUGUUGGCUCGGUUGAAUUUCGAUAUCAAGCGACUUUUACACGAGUUUUUAGACUAGGGAAACAGCGUUUCGGAAACAUUUUGAGAAGUGCAAAGAGCAAUAAUACAUUAGGCAUACGUUGUAGAGCACUUUGUGGCAUUACCUGUUAUUCGGAUGUCUCUUGCGCUUGUUUUAAUCGACGCGUCUUAAUUUUUUUAGCAUGACAAUAUAUGAGAGAAAGUACAACUUUUUAUGAGUAUUAGUACUACAUUUUCAGUCCAAUCUAUUGAGAUGGUUUUAAUGGUUUGAUGAGUAUGUGAUAAUAUAUUCAUCGGUCGAUUACGUUUUUUUUUGUAGACAAAUUGUAUAUAUCUGAAUGUAUGACGCAAAAACAUAUAGGUCACGGGAUACUUCAUCCAGAAAAAAAGAAACGAUGAUUAUCAGAUCCGAAAUUAUCAAGCUAACGAGUUAUGUUGCCAUACCGUGUAAAUGUAAUUGCAAAUUUGUUACAAAUGUACUACGCUUUGUAGAAGGAUUGCUCGAAAACGGAAUCUUAUAGUUUUAUAUAAGAUGAGCUGUAAUUCAUAAGGUAAAUCUUUGCAUUACACUUAAAUUUUUUUUACAUAUAUUUUGCAGUGACAAGAAAUGUCUGUUUUAAAAGAUUAUCACGCUGUUUUCGCUGCGCGAAUAAUACGAUGUUAAAUUUCAAUUUAUGGAUAAUAAUUUUUAAUUAUCCAUAAAUUAAAAUACAAAUAUAUAUCUGUAUAAUUUGUGUAAUUAGGAUAUAUAAUUUGUGUGAUUAGAAGUUGAUAUUAUAUAAUUGCAUAUAAUCCUUUUUUUUAGUAUUUUGGUAUUUUAUCAUAUUGAUAAAAUAAUUCAUACUAAAAUCUUUCAAGAUAGACAUUUUUUGCAUCGAUGAUCUGUACACGUAAUAAAUGAUGCUUGGAAACUUGUAUAUGUUCCCUGUACUCAUAAUGUGAUGAAAGAAAUAUAUGCCCAUGAUGUUUUUUAUCAUCUUUAACCCUUUUCACACUCAAAUGUGCCGUGAUACAACGAUGUAAAAUUUAAUCAUACUACACACAGUCAUUAAGAAAUGCAUAUUAAUCAUCAAAAAAUAUAUUUAUUAAAAUAUAGAGUAAAUUAUUUCUCAUGUAUGAAAAUUAUUAGUAGAGACGAUAAUAAAAGAAAUAGUAAAUUAAUAAUUGCGUUAAUAUCACGUUACACUUAUGUUGAACAAAAUUUUUGUUAUUUUUCACCAUCUUUGAAUCACUAAAUUGUCAAUGAUAACAGAUUUGAGUGUCAAGGGUUGAAGUACACUUAGUCAUUUGACACACAGUCGUUGGUGAACAAGCCAAAUAUGUGUUUGAUAUUAUAUCCUACAUAACGAAAUGUUUCAUCGCAUUAAGAAUUUUUUAUUCCAGUAAAUAAAUGUGUAAGAGGUGCACAAUCAAUCGCCAAUGUGUAUGGAAAGCGCUGUAUAUACAUAUAUUUCUUCGAAUAACUUUUAUAUAUUGUUUAUAGAUAUACAGGAUGAUAUCCGCCAGAAAUAGAACACCCGAGAGUACCCUGUACGAUACCUUAGAUCUCUUUUAAGUCUCGAUUAGUUCUUAAGCAAGUUACAUUUUAUUUGUUAUCCGCACACACGCUUGCCAUCUAAUACACCUCCUAGUUACCUCGUCGCCGGUGAAUAUGUAACGAUAUUAUUUUUUUGCAGCAGCUUAUUUGCGUGUUACUAUCACAGCAUAAUUCGCCACGUGGAGAAGCUCCUCGAUGCAGAGGCAUGUCCGUGUGACGCGCGCUAGUGUACUUCGAGAGAAUCGUAGCUAGAUAAAUCCGUACUUAUUCUUAUCUGCAGGAUCUUUCCUCGUACCUCGCGCGCAUACUGCGCGAAAGGUGUAAAUAAAGCGCGUGGCUAUUUCUCGAUGAAGUAUUUCUGAUAAAGAUGGAAGGAGUGUCAUAUGCUUUUUCAUACGCGCGCCACGGCACACACAUACAAACCAAUCUCGUGACAGGCAUUCCACAAGUGCUAAUAAUACUGCAUGGUUUGUUGUAAUAAUUAAUAAUAAGGACUUGCUUCUUCCAUCGUUUCCUUUGGGAUAGUAACAUCGAAAGCAACAUCUAGAAUGUAACUCUAGUGCUUUUUUUUCGAAAAUCGAGGAGAAACGAAGUUCUGACAAUUUCGAAUCAAGUAGGAAAAAUAAAAGCUAAUAAUAAAACUUUAGUUAUUAAUGCAUCAACAACCAUGUUCGAUUCUUAUUAGCCCUUACUUUCCCUACUUGAUUCUUCUGUUUUCCUUCCUCUCUUUCGUACAUUGAUAACACGUCGGGAAUACUGCAAAUAUUCAAGGGACAAUUUAACAAUCCGUGGUUUAAUUACAUUCCUAGAUAUUGUUUUCGGUGCAAACUUACAUUGAUGUGAAUGUGUGCAUUUUUUUUUUGUACCGUUAGAGAAUAUCAAAUAUAUAAGACUGCUACGCCGCUCGGAAAAACAUAUACGCGAUACUACAUAUCUCAUCCCAGUUACGUCUGUCGUGUAUCUUUAUCCCUUCUCGUUUUCGCCUCGUUUCACACGUUUUCACACUUCAUGACAAUUAAUGUACAUAAUAUAUUCCGUUGAAUCCGCAUCAGUUUGUUUUAAUCGGAUGUUCCAACGUUUUAUCGAUCUCUGAACUGGGGUACACUUCGUUAGUUAGCUUUCAGUCGUGUGUGUUUUCGGGCGGUACGUUCGAGUAUUAAGUAGUCCAGCAGUGUUAUAUAGAAAUCCGUGCGUUUUCAACGACUGAAAAAAGAAACUACAUAAGAUAUCUCAGGUAGUUACGCGAGUUCGAAGGAUGCCUUUACUGCGCUAAGUGUCUGAAAUUUUUGUUUACAAAGUUGGUUUGCAGAUACAGGUUUUCGUUUACGAUUCAUGUACCGAUGAAGCGUAAAGCAUGAUUUACGAAAACAUUGUGUAAUCGCAUAAAAUCAGAAUCAUACAAAUAUAAUCCACAGUGUAAUUGUGUAGUAAAAUCGACCAGUCAUGUUUAAGAUAAGUUUUUUUUUCGAACUGAUCGUUUUCUUCGCCAUACCUGUGAAAACUUUUACGUCCACUUGACAGUUUUUCAACGUUGAUAAUGUUUUAACGAGUUUUUUUUUACAAUUUUAAACAUUUAGCAUUCUGAAUAUUUUUUUAAAUGACUAAUCAAAAUAAGAAUUGCCUAAUUUUAUUUUACAGCUUAAAAAUUGAAAAUAUUUAAUUUAUAUGUAUUUAUGAGAACAGAGUUUUGCGAUGCAAAUGGAAGGAAAACAAUCGACACAUCAGAAACUGUAGUACUUAGACAAGAUUACAGUACAGCAGAAACAUCGUUCUAUCUAGACAUUACAUUAUUAGUAUAUGAUGUUUAUUGUAAAUAUAAUAAUAUUUUAAUUGUAGCAAUUUUUUUUACCGCUUGUAAAAAAUUCUUCGCCUUAUGCUAUGUAUACGACUCUCAGAUAGCAUUUGGCUUGACGUAAACGAGUUCAGCGGACGCUCACGCUUAUACUUAUAUUAAUAGCAAUCUUAAUAAGUUUUAAUAAAUUUCGCUUUCACGAUGCAUCACAAUAAUUUAUUGUCAAUUAUUAGAAAAUUGGUUUUGCGAGGAAUAUUGAUAUAGUUCGGUCCAAAUGUGAUUGUAUUAUGAUUUAUGGAUUAUGAUACAUGUAAUUACGAAGUAAUAAGUAUAAGUUUGUGAUAAAUUAUUUGAUUUUGAAUACUUGCCGCCGAAUGGCAAUCUUAGGAAUUGAAUUUUUUUUUCUCUUUUUCCAGAGAGCCUCAUUUUUAAUAAAAAUAUUUCAACGAAUUCUCUAGCAUGUAUAUGUAUUUCAUGUGAUCAUUAAACCCUUUUGCAAUUAA
This is a messenger RNA of Linepithema humile (Argentine ant), 7169 nucleotides long. NCBI's taxonomy places the organism in Eukaryota, Metazoa, Arthropoda, Insecta, Hymenoptera, Formicidae. The record is from RefSeq and is a predicted model, not a curated record.